Molecule: messenger RNA, 758 nt
Organism: Mycotypha africana
Lineage: Eukaryota; Fungi; Mucoromycota; Mucoromycetes; Mucorales; Mycotyphaceae
Exons: 4
Coding region: 138-662 (174 amino acids)
Cellular component (GO): membrane
Source: RefSeq, a predicted model, not a curated record
AAUCCAAUUCCUGCAAGAAAAUUAUCGAGUACCUUAUCCCAGUUUAUUGAGCUCUCAAUUGCACAACAUAGGAUUCAACGCAUGCCUUAUAAACAUCUUGAUACAUAACAUAAUAUAUAUUCACAAAAGAUACCGCAAUGAGAUUUUUUUCUUUUUUAUCAAGCAUUAUUUAUCUUUUCACCUUAAUACAAGCAGAACAAUUCAAAAGGACGCCUCCGUUUGGAAAAAAUGCCAGUGAUGUGUCAAAAAAGCUUGGAGAUUACACUCACUCUCAUGAAAAAGUAGACAAAUCAACAUAUUCAUGUUACCCUAUUGGAGAAUGUGAAAUAUGCUCACCAUUAGAACAGAAAACACAACCUUAUUGCGCUGACUAUGGCAAUAAACAAGCAAUACGAUGUGAGUGGAAUGAGCCAGAAAUCGGAGAUAGUGGGCUUAGCAACCAUACAUUAUCAACGUUCGAUGAAGACGAUGCGAUAACUUUACCGUCUUAUAGAGCUUGUCCAAGAGUGAGACAAGUUGAACGAGCACGAUUUUUAAAGUUCGAAGGCUUCAAUUUCUCAGUGGCUGUUUUAUCUAUAAUGGUCUUUAUCUGGAGGCAAAAGAAGAUGGCACAUGAACAAUACCAGAAUUUGGCCAGGAGGAUAGGCGUAACAACUGUGUAGAAUAAACAUAGAAGUUUCAUAAGAUUUAUUAGGCUAAAAGGAGAUUAUCUAUGACUAUUCCAAACAUUUUUGAGAGUGGAAUAUUAUUUACAGAAG